GGCCCGGAGCGCGGGGGCGGGGUUUCGGAGGACUCGCGGAGCGACGGCCAUGGAGGGAUCCGGCGCGGGCUUCCGGAAGGAGCUGCUGAGCAAGCUGCUGCCCCUGCACUUCCGGGACCACAGGACCAGAGUCAGUGCCGAUGCGCUGCAGCUCACGGCGGAGCUGCUACGGAUUUUCGUGGUGGAGGCGGCCGUCCGCGGGGUCCGGCAGGCCCAGGCGGAGGACGUGGCCCAGGUGGACGUGGAGCAGCUGGAGAAGGUGCUGCCUCAGCUGCUCCUGGACUUCUAGCGGCCCCUGCGCUCGCCACGGCCAGCCCAGGAGGCCCCUGCACAGCCUGGUGUCCGGGGACCCAGAGCAGUCCAGCCAGCACACGCACCCCAGCCUCAGGAGGGGCGGGAUCACGGCCGCCCCGGCACAGGAGCCAGGAGCUGGGGGAGAGGCCAGCCCCCCUCCCUGAGCUGCCCCUCUGUUCUCACAAAGCAACAUCAAUAAAUCAGGUCUGUUCCUGGUGUGGCCUUCGU
Lepus europaeus (European hare) is the source of this 522-nucleotide messenger RNA. It is a transcript of the gene CENPX, whose product is annotated as centromere protein X. The transcript is spliced from 5 exons. Bases 50 to 289 code for a protein of 79 amino acids. The record is from RefSeq and is a predicted model, not a curated record. Gene Ontology annotation, biological process: DNA repair; kinetochore assembly; replication fork processing. NCBI's taxonomy places the organism in Eukaryota, Metazoa, Chordata, Mammalia, Lagomorpha, Leporidae. Gene Ontology annotation, cellular component: FANCM-MHF complex; Fanconi anaemia nuclear complex.